Messenger RNA from Sporothrix brasiliensis 5110, 2157 nucleotides. RefSeq lists its product as uncharacterized. The coding region runs from base 1 to 2157 and encodes 718 amino acids. The record is from RefSeq and is a predicted model, not a curated record. Lineage: Eukaryota; Fungi; Ascomycota; Sordariomycetes; Ophiostomatales; Ophiostomataceae. The transcript is spliced from 3 exons.
AUGUCGUCCGACGACGAGCUCUCUGACCUCUCGUCGCUGUCGUCGCUCUCUCCAGCUCCCUCCGACGAUGAGUCCGACCUCCAAUUGCGCCCCGAGAAGGGCAUUCUCAAGUUCUUUCACAAGGUGCCCAAGCCCAAGACGACAAUCAAGCUCACAAACAAGAACAAGGGCAAGGCCGCUGCUCCAGCCGCAGCGAGCGUGGCAAAAAAGAACAAGAAAAAGGCGAGCGGAGGGGAUGCCGACAAGAAGCAGGACGAUAGCGACGAUAACGACGCGCCAGCAGCUAAGCGCGAACGGGAACCGUCGCCGCCGCACGAGUACGUGCUCGCGGACAACCAGGACAUUGCUACCGCUUUUUACGAGUUAAUAGACGGAAAGCUUACCCAUGAUGCCUACCACCAGUUCAUCGUUCUGUUCCGCAACCGCUUUGCCGAGGCCUUCUCGAAGAACAUGGUCAACUUCGGUCCCCAAGAGCUUGAACGCGACAUUGUCGAUAGCGUACCCAGCGAGCGCGUUGAGUACUUCCUGUGCGCGUUGCUCAAGCUUCUGUUGAACCGCCAGCAAGACGUAAAACCCGGCCAUUACCAUCGCGCCCUUGAAGAAGCCAUCCAGUCGCACAAGUCGCAAUGGGUCUCCGCUUGGAAAGAGAACCCUCUCGCCGACGGCAAGACGUUCCAGACUAUGACACCCGCCGAGCGCCUCACAUUGCUUCGCGCCCUGGUCCUGUGGGCCAUGUCCUCGUCCAAAGUUAUCCGCGACAUCAUCGACCAGUCAUACAAGGGCAAGCGGAAAGAUGAGGACGCCGACGUAUCUGUCUCUGUCCAGUCAUGGGGCAACGACAGUGACAAGCGGCGCUACUACCUUGUUGAGGGCCGCGACGACACGGCGUUCCGUGUCUAUCGCGAGAGCAACCCGGCCGGCUUCAUCAAUCGCACAUGGUGGAGCGUCGCGGGUUCCAUUGACGAGAUCAAGGUGCUGAUUGAGCGGCUCGAGACACACGACGGCGGCCCCAAGGCCCGGAAGCUGGCCAAGCGGCUCCAGGACGAGAUCCCUCGCUUCGAGGCGACCGAGGAGAAGCGUCGCCGCAGAGAAUACCGGCAACAGCAACGCGAUCGGUUCAAGCGCCCAGAGCCUGGUUUCUCGCUCUACGAGGGCCGCACACGUGGUAAGCGUAUAAAGUACACGUACUCGGACGACGAGGAAUUUUACACCGACUCAACGGACUUGCGCCGCUCCUCCCGCAACACCGGUACGCAUACCCCUGCGGAAUCCGUUACCACAGCCAGCGGACGUCAGAUCCGGGCACCCAGUCGGCUCAAUGGCGGGUUCAGCGCAACGGCAAGCGUUCAAGGCGACUCGGCAAUGGACGCAGAUGCAGAGGCUACAGGUGGUGAGGAGCGUGAGCUCUCGCUCGGUCCGACUGGCCGGCCACGCCGAUCAGCUGCUGUGAACCACAGCAUGAACGGUUGGAACAAGAAGCAGCAAGCGGAUGAGUAUGACGAGUACGACUCGCAAGCCGACGAGGAGGACGAGGAGGAGGAGGAUAACCACAGCGAGCCAGACCUCGGCGACGAUGAAGAAGACGAGGACGAGGAGGCCUUCGAUGAGGACAAGGAUGCUAUGCUUCUGGAUGACGAAGAGGAGGCCGAGCUGGCCGAUAAGAGCAACAGUAGUGUUAUGGUCAAGCUCCCCGUCAAGGCCGUGCUGGACCAGGGGACGGGCAAAUGGGAGAAGGGAGACGCGUCAAACGAAACCGCAGCGGCGUCGGAAGCCGGAGCCGCAGCGGCUACAUACACGCAGCGGCUCUCGGGCGCCUCGACACCGGUCAACGGUAACAGCAAAGAUCACGACUACGGCGAUGCCGACGCUACGAUGACGGGCUCGAUCACACAGGGCAGCGAUGCAACAGCAACGUCGCCGGUCGUACAGCACGUGACACCCACCGCGAAAGACGAGGCAUUGGCGGACAAGCCCGUAGACAACAUCAACAACAACGACGCGCUUCCGGAAGACGCCGCCAAGGAGCCCGUCCGCGCCGAGACGCCUGGCAAAGAGAACGGCGUACACGCAAACGCGACGUCGGCAGCACUGGCUUACCGGGGCAGCCCAGAGAAGACGCACCAGACACCGCGACCUGUGGAUGUUCCUGGAAACUAG